UCUAAUUCUAAUUAUAUAUAAAGCAUAAAGAUUAUGGCAUCCCACAAGCUAUUUUGCAAUUUAAGCUUCAUCAUUCUCUUAUUCUUCCAUUUUUAUUCUGGUAAGAGUGAGAUUCGAUUGAAUUACUACUCGGAGAGCUGUCCAAAUGCGGAAGAAAUUGUGAAACAACAAGUUAUAAGUUUGUAUCACAAGCAUGGAAACACGGCGGUUUCUUGGAUCAGAACUUUGUUCCAUGAUUGUAUGGUUCAGUCAUGUGAUGCAUCAAUAUUAUUGGAGAGCAGAAAUGGGAUACAAUCGGAAAAGACAUCAAAAAGGAAUACGGGAAUGAGAAAUUUCAAGUAUAUCAACACCAUCAAAGAUGCUCUCGAGACUGCUUGCCCCAUGACCGUCUCUUGUGCCGAUCUUAUUGCUCUUUCUGCUCGAGAUGGUGUUGUUAUGCUAGGAGGGCCUCAUAUGGAGAUGAAAACCGGACGAAAAGAUAGCAAGGAAAGCCACCUUGCAGAAAUAGACGAAUUGCUUCCAAACCAUAACGAUUCGAUGAUGUAUGUCCUUUCCCGUUUUCAGUCCAUUGGAAUUGAUGUUGAAGGAACAGUCGCUCUCUUAGGUGCUCACUCAGUAGGCAGGGUCCAUUGUGUGAACAUUGUAGACAGACUCUACCCGACAGUCGACCCAACCUUGGACCCAGAUUACGCCGAGUAUCUCAAGGGCCGUUGUCCCCAUCCAGUACCGGACCCGAACGCAGUGGAAUACGCAAGGACCGACCUGAAAACACCAAUGACCUUAGAUAACAUGUACUACAAGAACCUCAUUGAAAACAGGGGACUCCUCUUAGUUGAUCAACAACUCCUAUCCAAUCCAAUCACAUCUCCAUAUGUCAAAAAAAUGGCAGCCGAUAACGAUUACUUUACCGAUCAGUUUUCCAAAGCUCUUAUCAUUUUAUCAGAGAACAACCCGAUAACCGAUGAGGUUGGCGAGGUUCGUAAAGAUUGUCGUUUUGUAAACAGUAACUAAUUGGAUGUAUAACUUCUUAAGUUUUGUUACCGCCUACAAGAAUAAACUUUGUAACAUUAUACUUUAAUUGGUGGUUUAACAACUA
Erigeron canadensis is the source of this 1096-nucleotide messenger RNA. Its product is annotated as peroxidase 21-like. Gene Ontology annotation, molecular function: peroxidase activity; heme binding. Bases 34 to 1011 code for a protein of 325 amino acids. Gene Ontology annotation, biological process: response to oxidative stress; hydrogen peroxide catabolic process. The transcript is spliced from 5 exons. The record is from RefSeq and is a predicted model, not a curated record. Lineage: Eukaryota; Viridiplantae; Streptophyta; Magnoliopsida; Asterales; Asteraceae.